GCCAAUCCAAGUAGGAGCACUAGCCACAAGGUGCGACAGGUCGCGGGUCAUGUCAGCAUCUGUGGGGAAGCCUGUGCUGUGGGUCUGUAGUAGCGUUGGUGCACAAUCUGUCAGCAUGUCUCCUGAGCGGUGUCGGGGCUGUGGGUGUGAGAUCGGAUGUGAGGUAGCAUGCACGCCGUAAGCUGGCGGGCCGUGGCAUGUUCGGUGUGGCGUGUGAGCCCACGCUAGAGCGCCGGGCAUGUCAGACGGCGGGUCGAGGCCCGUCUGGAGGCACUGCAAGCACUGCCCCAAGCAACGCGCCUUCAAGACAGCGGACGAGUUUCGGAUGCACUUGCGCGAGCGCCACUGCACCAAGGAAGGCGGUUCGUUUGUGUGCCGCUACGGUGAACAUGAAGUGUGCGCGUCGUUGCCCCUCGAGGGCGUCAGCGACGAGGACUAUGAGGCGCACGUCGCCAAGCACCAUCUGCUUCGUGAGUACUGGCCGGACGCGGUGGCCGAGGCGCGAUGGACGUUGCACCGUUCGGCACAGAACUUACCGGCGGUGCUGAACGACCCGCGCCGCAGCCGCCGCGAGGUCGACUUCUUCACGCGCACCUGGGGGGACCACUUCACCGAGGCGCCGCCGGCCGGCGGGGAAGGGCCCGCAGCGCGGAUCACCCGCCAGCUGUUCGACCCGUAUCUGGCGCGAUGCGCGCGGUCGCGCCGGCCGUGCUCGUCGGCGACGGCGACCCCGGAAGCUGCGCCCGCUGCUGGAAGCGAACUCUGCCUGCCCGCCGUGUUCCUGGGUCCCGAGCUGCGGCUCGAGGAGCCGGCGACGUUCGCGCAGGCCAUACCGUGGGCGGCGGGGCCGUCGCGGCUUCUUCAGGAGCGGCUCACGCACUACCUGGACCUGGUCGAGGUCCAGCUGGCGCGCCAGGUGUCCCUGCGCUCGGACGCGUUCUUCCAGGCGGUGCGAUCGCACGACGUGCUCGCCGAGCGGUUGUCGUCCUGCGCGUCGGUUGCGGCGGGGCUGCGCUCCCAACUGGCCCGCGCGAGGGACCAGCUGGCCGGCGGUGGGCUGCGGCUACUGCUGCUGUGGCGCCGCCGGGCGCGGCAGCGGACGCUGUGCGCCAAGCUCCAACUGCUGGCCACUCUGCACGAGGCGCAGCCCACCAUACAACGGCUCCUGGCCAGCGGGGACUUCGCGCGCGCCCUCGAUUUCAUCGAGGCGAGCCGGGAGAUCGUGGCUCUCGAGCUGGCGGGCGUCCAGAGUCUGCGCCACCUAGGCGCACAGUUGCUGGAACUAGAGCGGCACAUCGAGCGGAGCAUGGCUGCCGACCUGGCCCGGGGCCUCAGCGCAGAGCUGAACAGGCCGCCCGACGACCUGGCCCCCAUCGGGCAACAGGAGGAGGAAUCCCUGACAGCCCUGGUGGCAGGCAUUCUGCGUAUGAACCGGCCGGCGAGCGCAGACUUUGCAACGCUGCUGCGUGAAGAGGCAUGCACGGCCCUGCAGGCAGCUGUCAAGGCAGCCCUGGCUGAGGGCAUGUCCCAGGGCGACGCGUGGACUGUGCUGCUCGAACGUGCUCUGGAUGCUGCCGAACUCGUGCUGCGGCGCACCUGCAACCUGGCACGGCUGCAGCACUGCGCUUUGGCUGCACAGGCGGUGGAAGGGGCCACCCUGGAAGCCGAGGAAGAGGCCCGGCUCGAGCAGGCUCGACGGAGCGCCCUGGCUGCCGUAGCCGAGGUAGCUCAGGAGCGCUGCGCACGGCUCGUCCCGUCCGACGCGCACCGGUCGCUGCUCAACACAGGCAGCUUCCCCGCACUGUGCCGCCGUGCCGAGCAAUGUGCCGAGGAUUGGGCGCAGCUGUGUGAACACCGUAGCCAAGGCAGCCUGGUGCUGGCGCUGCGCACUCAGGCGGAUCGGUUCGUGAGCCGCUUCCAUGAGGAGCACAAAGCCAAGCUCAGCCUGCUGCUCGAUGGCGAGGUAUGGGCACGGGUGGACGUGCCAACCGAGCUGCAGAGCAUGGUGGACCAGUUCCUGGGCUCCCAGAGCCCACACACGCAGGGGGGCAGUGCACCCCACUUGACGCUGGACGAGCAGCGCUACAGCGUUGCUGGCAGCACGCUGCUCUUGCUUCGCAUGGUGCUCGAGUACUGCCAGUGCGCGCGGGACCUUCCCUGGGUUGGACUGAGCCUGGCGGCCAAACUGCAGGAGCUGCUCCGGCUCUUCAACUCGCGCACCUCCCAACUCGUGCUGGGGGCCGGGGCGCUUCAGCGUGUCGGCCUCAAGACCAUUACUGCCAGCAUGCUGGCCCUGGCAGCCCGCUGCCUGCAGCUGCAUGUGGCGUUCUUGCCUCGUGUCAAGUCGCACUUUGAGCAGCACCUGGUGGCUCGCAAGGACACAGCCAGGCACUUCGAUGCCAUUGCCAAGGAGUAUGCCGAACAUGUGACGGAGAUCUUCACCAAGCUGGCCAGCAUUGUGAGCAAUGUGCUGGACGGGCAGCUUGCCGAGUGGGAGGUAAAGGCACCUGUGCCAUCACCAGCCUUCCGGGGGAUUGCCCGCCACCUGACCAAGUUCCACACUGCCGUGGCAGAGCUGCUGAGCCCAACAGACGUGGGAGCCCUCCUGCAAGCCGUGCACGCCACAUUCCGGUCCCUGCUAGCACGCCACCUGGCACGUCUGUCCAUAAGUCGCGAUGGAGGACCUCAACACGGGCUGGUCACCCAGGAGCUGAUUUUCUACGCCGAACACCUGCGCAGCCUGGGUUGUCUUGUGGCAGACAGCAGCAGCCUGUGGCAGCAGGACGAGUUUAUUGAGGCAGCUGCUGGGCCAGGGGCUGUGUGAGCCAGUAGGCA
Dermacentor albipictus is the source of this 2835-nucleotide messenger RNA. RefSeq names its product VPS54 subunit of GARP complex scat (gene scat). Lineage: Eukaryota; Metazoa; Arthropoda; Arachnida; Ixodida; Ixodidae. Gene Ontology annotation, molecular function: syntaxin binding. Gene Ontology annotation, biological process: Golgi to vacuole transport; retrograde transport, endosome to Golgi. Gene Ontology annotation, cellular component: GARP complex. The record is from RefSeq and is a predicted model, not a curated record.